Nomascus leucogenys (northern white-cheeked gibbon) is the source of this 2093-nucleotide messenger RNA. It is a transcript of the gene CYP3A5, whose product is annotated as cytochrome P450 family 3 subfamily A member 5. Gene Ontology annotation, biological process: oxidative demethylation; steroid metabolic process. Gene Ontology annotation, molecular function: iron ion binding; heme binding; testosterone 6-beta-hydroxylase activity. The record is from RefSeq and is a predicted model, not a curated record. NCBI's taxonomy places the organism in Eukaryota, Metazoa, Chordata, Mammalia, Primates, Hylobatidae.
AUGGACCUCAUCCCAAAUUUGGCGCUGGAAACCUGGGUUCUCCUGGCUGUCAGCCUGGUGCUCCUCUAUCUAUAUGGGACCCGUACACAUGGACUUUUUAAGAGACUGGGAAUUCCAGGGCCCACACCUCUGCCUUUGUUAGGAAAUGUUUUGUCCUAUCGUCAGGGUCUCUGGAAAUUUGACACAAAAUGUUAUAAAAAGUAUGGAAAAAUGUGGGGAACGUAUGAUGGUCAACUCCCUGUGCUGGCCAUCACAGAUCCCGACAUGAUCAAAACAGUGCUAGUGAAAGAAUGUCACUCUGUCUUCACAAAUCGAAGGUCUUUAGGCCCAGUGGGAUUUAUGAAAAGUGCCAUCUCUUUAGCUGAGGAUGAAGAAUGGAAGAGAAUACGGUCAUUGCUGUCUCCAACCUUCACCAGUGGAAAACUCAAGGAGAUGUUCCCCAUCAUUGCCCAGUAUGGAGAUGUACUGGUGAGAAACUUGAGGCGGGAAGCGGAGAAAGGCAAGCCUGUCACCCUGAAAGACAUCUUUGGGGCCUACAGCAUGGAUGUGAUCACUGGCACAUCAUUUGGAGUGAACAUCGACUCUCUCAACAAUCCACAAGACCCCUUUGUGGAAAGCAUUAAGAAGUUCCUAAAAUUUGAUUUCUUAGAUCCAUUAUUUCUCUCAAUAAUACUCUUUCCAUUCCUUACCCCAGUUUUUGAAGCAUUAAAUGUCUCUUUGUUUCCAAAAGAUGCUAUAAAUUUUUUAAAUAAAUCUGUAAACAGAAUGAAGAAAAGUCGCCUCAACGACAAACAAAAGCACCGACCGGAUUUCCUUCAGCUGAUGAUUGACUCCCAGAAUUUGAAAGAAACUGAGUCCCACAAAGCUCUGUCUGAUCUGGAGCUUGUGGCCCAGUCAAUAAUCUUCAUUUUUGCUGGCUAUGAAACCACCAGCAGUGUUCUUUCCUUCACUUUAUAUGAACUGGCCACUCACCCUGAUGUCCAGCAGAAACUGCAGAAGGAGAUUGAUGCAGUUUUGCCCAAUAAGGCACCACCUACCUAUGAUGCCGUGGUACAGAUGGAGUACCUUGACAUGGUGGUGAAUGAAACACUCAGAUUAUUCCCAAUUGCUAUUAGACUUGAGAGGACCUGCAAGAAAGAUGUUGAAAUCAAUGGGGUAUUCAUUCCCAAAGGGGCAAUGGUGGUGAUUCCAACCUAUGCUCUUCACCAUGACCCAAAGCACUGGACAGAGCCUGAGGAGUUCCGCCCUGAAAGGUUCAGUAAGAAGAAGGACAGCAUAGAUCCUUACAUAUACACACCCUUUGGAACUGGACCCAGAAACUGCAUUGGCAUGAGGUUUGCUCUCAUGAACAUGAAACUUGCUCUAAUCAGAGUCCUUCAGAACUUCUCCUUCAAACCUUGUAAAGAAACACAGAUCCCCUUGAAAUUAGGCAUGCAAGGACUUCUUCAACCAGAAAAGCCCAUUGUUCUAAAGGUUGAUUCAAGAGAUGGAACCCUAAGUGGAGAAUGAGUUAUUCUAAGGACUUCUAUUCUUCAAGAAAGCUGCACCCCAGAACACCAGAGAUUUCAAUUUACUUUGUCAAUAAAACCUUGAAAUAAAGAUGGGCUUAAUCUAGUGUACUGCAUGAGUAGUUGGUGAUUUUGUACAUUCAUUGAGCUCUCCCAGUGUCUGUGUAGAGUGUUGUGCAUUAUGUAAUAUAAAGGAGGUGAUCAGAUAAGUGACAGAUAGGUAGACUCAGCUUCUCUGCUUCUCAUAGGACUAUCUCUACCCACCUCUAGCUAGCAUUGUCAACUCCUCCUGAGCUCUCAUCAGAGAAUAAAUAUUUCUCAACAAUUUGAUCCAUAAUUUUUAAGAAAAAUAAGAAUUAUCAUGAUGACUCUAAUAGUGACAUUUAUAUCACAUGUUUUAUUUGUAAUAUUCUAUAAUAAAUUUUAUAUUAAGCGAAGUGAUAAAAUCCCCUUUACAAAAAUAUUAUCUGAUGCCGUCCUGCACACUAAAGAGAAAUCUAUAGAACUGAAUGACUGAAUACCAGCAAAUAAACAUUAUUUAUCGUUGUAAUCACUGUUGGUGUGGGGCCUUUGUCAGAAUUCCAC